This is a messenger RNA of Dalotia coriaria, 687 nucleotides long. Its product is annotated as calcium-binding protein P-like. Bases 1 to 687 code for a protein of 228 amino acids. The record is from RefSeq and is a predicted model, not a curated record. NCBI's taxonomy places the organism in Eukaryota, Metazoa, Arthropoda, Insecta, Coleoptera, Staphylinidae. The transcript has a single exon.
AUGCAAUAUUUAACAUUUUAUUCAUUCAUUAUCUUAAUAUUAAGUGAAUUAAGUGAUAUUGCUUCGUGUAAACCUCUAAAAACAUCUGAAAGAGACACAAGAAGUGCCAGUAAUGGUGGCAUACCAGAUCCAGGAUUCAGUUAUGGUUAUGGUUAUGGUUUCGACACUUUCCAACCUGAUUUAAGCAGUUAUCCAGGAUAUAAGUUUGAUUAUCCAUAUGAGGCAGGUGUAUAUUAUAAUUAUCCUCAUCAACAUGAUGUACCUGUACUUCAAGGUGGAUUUGAUUAUAAUCCUGCGAGAUAUCCUUAUCAACCGGACUUCUCAAGUGGAUAUUACCCUGGAUAUCAACCUAAUUAUACUCCUGGGGGUCCUGGGUAUGGAAUACAACCUGGAGUACAACCAGGGAUCAUUCCUCCAGUGUCUUCAGUGACGCCUGUACCAUAUGAUCCAGAAUAUCCUGGAUAUGUGAAUAGACCAGUCACACCUGGUUAUUAUAACUAUCCAGGUGGGUAUCAAGCUGGAGUGAUUAAUAAUCAGCCUACGAUUGGUCCAAAUUUGUUGUUGCCGGGUAGUAGAGGAGGACAUAAACCUUUGAAUCGUGUUCCAUUGGGUGUGAAUCCUGGGAAAUCAAGUGGGGAUUUGCCUCAGCCUAGUUUGUCAUGGCAAAUACCUAAUAGACAAUUUUGA